Naumovozyma castellii is the source of this 2493-nucleotide messenger RNA. RefSeq names its product tRNase Z (gene TRZ1). Lineage: Eukaryota; Fungi; Ascomycota; Saccharomycetes; Saccharomycetales; Saccharomycetaceae. The record is from RefSeq and is a predicted model, not a curated record. Bases 1 to 2493 code for a protein of 830 amino acids. The transcript has a single exon.
AUGUUCAACCUUAUUCCAGUAACGCAUCCCACAGCAGACACCAAGCAUCCCUUGCUGCUACUACAAUCAGAUCAAGGUGAAAAAUAUUUUUUUGGGAAGAUCCCAGAAGGAUCCCAAAGAGUAUUAACAGAGAAUAAAGUCAAGAUCUCAAAAUUGGAGAACAUAUUCAUCACAGGUGAACUAGAUUGGUCCAGUGUUGGUGGUCUUCCAGGAAUGAUUCUUACCAUUGCCGAUCAGGGAAAGUCAACACUUUCCCUAAAUUACGGGAACAAACUCAUUGAUUAUGUGGUAUCCACUUGGAGGUACUUUGUUUUUAGAUUUGGUAUUGACUUGAAGACAAAGGUCCUUACUAAUGGCAUGAGUUUCAAAGAUAAAUUACUUAGUGUCAACUCCAUCGUCAUUUCUGCUCAAGAUGAUGUCGAUACAAGUAAUAUUUUUUCCAAGACAGGUAUUUCUGCAUUGAAUUCCAUUAUCUCUAAUAUGUUCCCAAAAUUAAGUCCGACCACCAGGUACGAUCCUUCAUCUGAUCCACAUUUAAAUUUGGAACUACCUAGAGAUUUCCAGAGACCUCAAUUAAAAUCAUCAACUUCUUAUGAAAUUAAUUUUAACCCUAUAAGAGGGAAGUUUAAAUUAGAUGAAGCAGUUCGUCUGGGGGUGCCCAAGGGGCCAUUGUUUGCCAAACUAACUAAAGGUGAAUCAAUCACCUUAGAAAAUGGUAACAUUGUAACACCAGAGGAUGUCCUAGAGAAGGAACGACAGUUUGCAAAAGUGUUGAUACUUGACAUUCCUUCAGAUAUUUAUCUUGACGCAUUUACUAAGAGAUUCGAAGCAUAUGAUUGUAACAAUUUGGGAGCUGUUUAUUACUUCCUUGGUAGUGAUGUUAAUAUCAAUAGCGAUUUAAUCAAGUUCAUGGAAUUGUUUGGUAAUGGCCAAGUUCAACAUUUCGUUUCUCAUCCUAAUUUGUCACCAAAUACAUUAGUGUUUCUAGGUGCUACAUUGACAACUUUGAAACUAAAGGCUUUACAAGUUGGCAACUACAAUAUUCCAAGAAUAGAUAAUAUCUUAUCAAAAGACUUUUAUGACUGCUUUAGAAAAUCGGUCCCUGAUGGAGUAUCCAUGAUACAAGCGCAAGAGGACCCCAUUGCAAGUUCACUUAAAUCUGAAAAUGUUCAUGUUUAUUCUCAAAAUAAAACAUAUGUUGUAGAUCCCUAUACGAAAACAAACGAUGAAGCUGCAAAUCAAUCAUUAAAUUGUCAGUUACAAGAUGAUUCCCAGAAGAAACUAAAUUUUUCAUUCCAAAAUGCCUUCAACAAACAUAUAAAAAAUUUAAACUUCCCCUCAGUCACAUAUGAAAAUGUCAUUGAAUCGGAACUUAACGUGAACAAUUUCAACAAUACAAGAGAAAAGCAAAGACAUGUCGAAGUUAUUACGUUGGGAACAGGAAGUGCAUUACCAUCGAAGUACAGAAACGUUUUAUCUACCCUAUUGAAGAUCCCUUACAUCGAUUCUAAUAAUAAGGUGACAAAUAGAUGUAUACUAUUUGAUGCCGGUGAAAAUACUGUCGGGACGAUAAACAGAAUGUUUUCUCAACAAGAUGUAGCAACAAUUUUCAAGGAUUUGAAAAUGAUUUAUUUGAGUCAUUUACAUGCAGACCAUCAUCUAGGGAUAAUUAGUAUUAUGAAUGAUUGGUAUAAGUACAAUAAGGAUUUCCCAGACUCAGUAUUGUAUAUUGUUACUCCAUGGCAAUAUAAUAAAUUUGUUAAUGAAUGGAUGACUCUGGAGGAUCCAGAACUCAUAUCAAGAAUCAAAUAUAUUAGUGCUGAACAUUUGGUUAAUGACUCAUUUGUUAGGAUGGAGACCAAGACGAUUUCAUUGGAUGAAUUUACAAAACUAACUGAAUCACCUUCCAAGAAGAGACGGAAAUUGGAGUUGGAUAAGACAAGUUCCUACAGAAAUGUAACAUUAAUUAGACAAAUGUACAAGGAUUUAAACAUUGCCAAUUUUCAGACGUGUAGGGCUAAGCAUUGUGAUUGGGCUUAUUCUAACUCGAUUUCGUUCUUCACUGAUAGUACCUGUAAUAAAAGUUUCAAAGUUUCAUAUUCAGGUGAUACCAGACCUAACAUCGAAAAGUUCUCUAAGGAAAUCGGAUACCGUUCCGACUUAUUGAUCCAUGAAGCUACGCUAGAUAAUGAACUGGUUGAAGAUGCCAUUAAGAAAAAACAUUGUACCAUCAACGAGGCCAUCAAUGUUGCUAAUGAAAUGGAGGUUGAAAAGCUAAUCCUAACGCAUUUUUCCCAAAGGUAUCCAAAACUUCCACAAAUGGAUAACAAUAUUACAGUAAAAGCUAAGGAAUAUUGUUUUGCAUUUGAUGGUAUGAUUGUAGAUUUUGAAAAACUAGGGGAACAACAAAACGUAUUUCCACUGUUAAAUCAAGCGUUUGCAGAAGAGAAGGAGGAAGAGAAGAAAAAUACUGACGAGGAAACUAGUAUAUAG